GUUUUACUAAUAAAAUAUUAUUUCUCUUCUUUUCUCUGUCUAAGCACUCAAAGCUCGUUUGCUCUCCCUCUCUCUUUUGAGAUCCCCAAACUUGAAAGGGAACAAGUGUCGUUUGUCUCGAUAGAGAUUCUAGGGUUUUGUUGUGAUGAGAAUCGAAGAAUGAACGAUGCCGGUACUGCGUAGCGGAGCGCGCGGGGUCCGGGCAGCAGCGAAGCAGCAGCAGCCGAGUCCGAUCGAGCAGGGAGAGGCGAUUGCGACGCGGACUAGGAGGCGGCGGGCGGCGGCGGCGGCAGCAGUUCUCCCUAGCAACGACGCCAACAACAUUAACAAUAACGAUAACAAAGACCUUGACAACACCGAUAGAGACAACAACGAUACGCAACAGCAGCAGCCAGUCAAUGAGAACGUAGUGGUCGCAGCGGCAGCGGCAUCGGAGGAAAAGGAGGAUAACAGGAAUUUGGGUGAAGGGUUGAGAGUGGCCGCUGGUGGCGGUGGGGCUAGAAAAGAGGAGAUAGGGGAGAAACCGAUGGAUCAAUUUGAGAGUGGAGGCCGCAGCAACGACAAGGCCAAUGCUGGUGAAGACGAUGGAAACACAGCGUCACUUCCUGAGAAGGUUCAAGUUGGGGGUUCCCCUCUGUACAAAUUAGAAAGGAAGCUGGGAAAGGGUGGAUUUGGACAAGUAUAUGUCGGUCGACGUGUUUCUCCUGCAAAUACAAGUGAGAGAACUGGCGCAGGAGCUUUAGAGGUAGCUUUGAAAUUUGAACAUCGAAGUAGCAAAGGAUGUAACUAUGGACCACCAUACGAGUGGACUGUUUACAACAAUCUUGGUCGGAGUCAUGGUGUACCGCGUGUGCACUACAAGGGUCGCCAAGGUGACUAUUAUAUAAUGGUAAUGGACAUGUUAGGACCAAGCUUGUGGGAUGUUUGGAAUAAUAACGCUCACACGAUGUCCAUUGAAAUGGUUGCAUGCAUUGCCAUUGAAGCGAUAUCUAUAUUGGAGAAGAUGCACUCUCGAGGGUACGUUCAUGGAGAUGUAAAACCUGAGAAUUUUCUGCUUGGUCCUCCAGGAACCCCUGAUGAGAAGAAAUUGUUUCUUGUUGAUCUUGGAUUAGCUACUAAAUGGCGUGAAAGUUCAACUGGCAUGCAUGUUGACUAUGACCAAAGGCCAGAUGUGUUCAGGGGAACAGUGCGAUAUGCUAGUGUACAUGCUCAUUUGGGGCGAACUGGUAGCAGGAGAGAUGAUCUUGAAUCUCUUGCAUACACACUCAUCUUCCUUCUCCGAGGUCGAUUGCCCUGGCAAGGAUACCAAGGAGAGAAUAAAGGUUUCCUUGUUUGUAAAAAAAAGAUGGCAACCUCUCCAGAAGCUUUGUGUUGCUUCUGUCCUCAGCCUUUUAGGCAGUUUGUUGAAUAUGUGGUAAAUUUGAAAUUUGAUGAGGAGCCUAAUUAUGCAAAGUACAUUUCCCUCUUUGAUGGAAUUGUUGGUCCAAAUCCAGAUAUCAGGCCCAUUAACACAGAAGGUGCACAAAAGCUUAUUUAUCAGGUUGGCCAUAAGAGAGGUCGAUUAACUAUGGAGGAUGAAGAAGAUGAACAACCAAAGAAGAAAGUCAGGAUGGGCAUGCCGGCAACUCAGUGGAUCAGUGUCUACAAUGCUCGUAGGCCAAUGAAGCAAAGGUAUCACUAUAAUGUGGCUGAUGUCAGGCUUGGACAGCAUAUUCAGAAAGGAAACGAGGAUGGCUUAUUCAUUAGCAGUGUGGCUUCAUGCCAAAAUCUUUGGGCCCUUAUUAUGGAUGCUGGCACUGGUUUCACUGCACAAGUCUAUGAACUCUCACCCUAUUUUCUACACAAAGAAUGGAUAAUGGCGCAGUGGGAAAAGAACUAUUAUAUCAGUGCCAUUGCUGGAGCUGCUAAUGGGAGCUCCCUUGUAGUUAUGUCAAAGGGUACCCAGUACUUGCAGCAGUCCUACAAAGUUAGUGAUUCAUUUCCUUUCAAGUGGAUUAACAAAAAAUGGCGCGAGGGCUUCUAUGUGACCUCAAUGGCCACUUCAGGGAGUAGAUGGGGAGUCGUUAUGUCUCGUGGCGCAGGAUAUUCCGAUCAGGUUGUGGAACUUGACUUUCUUUAUCCUAGUGAGGGUAUUCAUAAGCGGUGGGAUUCUGGGUUUCGAAUCACUGCAACUGCAGCAACAUGGGACCAGGCUGCAUUUGUUCUUAGCAUGCCGCGAAGAAAACCUCUAGAUGAAACACAAGAGACCCUAAGAACUUCUGCUUUUCCCAGUACACAUGUCAAGGAGAAGUGGUCGAAGAAUCUUUAUAUUGCAUCUAUUUGUUAUGGGCGAACAGUAUCAUGAGGUUUGUUGCCCGUGAUCUUCUUUGAGACCCCUCUUGACAAUAAAAUGAUGGUGGUGUCUCAGCUAUCUUGUUGAGAAGUCGGAAAUCCUUGACCUAAAAUGGUCAUCAACUAGGAUUAGAGAAAUUUUGAAGAAUACAGGCUUUGACUACCUGUAUUCAUGGUAUAUAUAUAUAUAUAUAUAUACAGCAGAAUAUAGGGAAACUGUAAGUUGGUCCGUAUUUGUGUGGAAUCACCCUUAUCUGAUGAUGGGUUGAAAGUUAAUGCUCCAGUCGUUGGGGGUUUGUUGUUUAACUAUGUACAGUAUUGAAGGAGUGAAAUAGGUACUUUGGGGGCUCUUUCUAUUUGUAAGAGCAUUAUGGAUGAUUAUCAAAAACAGGAAUAGGCUUAUUACCCUUUAAAUGGUGUUGGUUGCAGGCAUCUUUUUAUGUUUUUUUGUUUUGUAAAUUUUAUCAUAAAUUGUUUAGGGUAGAGCUCUAAUGAAGAUCACUUUCGCUGA
Molecule: messenger RNA, 2842 nt
Organism: Carica papaya (papaya)
Lineage: Eukaryota; Viridiplantae; Streptophyta; Magnoliopsida; Brassicales; Caricaceae
Product: casein kinase 1-like protein HD16
Biological process (GO): protein phosphorylation
Molecular function (GO): ATP binding; protein kinase activity
Source: RefSeq, a predicted model, not a curated record